Molecule: messenger RNA, 1539 nt
Organism: Indicator indicator
Lineage: Eukaryota; Metazoa; Chordata; Aves; Piciformes; Indicatoridae
Gene: CD6
Product: CD6 molecule
Exons: 11
Coding region: 1-1539 (512 amino acids)
Cellular component (GO): membrane
Source: RefSeq, a predicted model, not a curated record
AUGGAGGGGCCCUGCCUGCUCUUGGUGGCUCUCUUGGCCCUGGUGCCUGCACAAGCCCCCAUGGAGCCAACAGCACCUCCCAGUACCCCGGUGGGAAGUGGGGCUGGAAACACCUCGGUGGCACCAGGUGGCAGCGCGUUGAGGCUGGUGGGUGGCCGGGGCCGGUGCGAGGGCCGAGUGGAGGUGGAGCUGGAGGGGAGCUGGGGGACAGUUUGUGACGACGGCUGGGACCUGGCGGACGGCGACGUGGUGUGCCGGCAGCUGCGCUGCGGGACAGCCCUGCGCGUCCCGGGCGGGGCCGCCUUCGGCCGGGGCAAGGGAAGCAUCCUGAGGGAUGAGGUGGGAUGUGAGGGGCACGAGGAGCACCUCUGGGACUGCCCUGCGGAGCUGGAGCACGACUGCAGCCAUAAGGAAGAUGCCGGCGUGGUGUGCUCAGAGCACCAGGAAUGGAGGCUGUCUGGAGGUCAGGAUGGUUGUGCUGGCCGGGUGGAGGUCUUCUUCCGCGGGCUGUGGAACACGGUGUGCGACAGCAGCUGGUACCAGCUGGAGCCCAGGGUGCUGUGCCACACCUUGGGCUGUGGGGAGCCCCUCCAGCACCUCUCCUUCGACCACACCUUGCCUGGCAAGAUGCUGUACGAAUGUGAGAGCCCCCAGCCAUCACUGGCCCACUGCAAGUGGACCUACAACAAGUCAGCUCCCUGCUACCAGUCGCGGGCGGCCGGCGUGGUCUGCAACGGCUCCCAGGGCUUGCAGCCCCCAAGCACGCCGGCCCUGGUGGCACCAAGUGACAGCAGCCUGCUGGGAGCUGAGGAGGGUUCCAAGGCCAUGGGGGGGACACUGUCCCCUCUGCACACGCCACUCUUUGUCCUCUGCCUGGUCCUGGCAGCGCUGCUGCUCCUCGCUGUGCUGGCCUUCAGCGUCGCCCUGCUGAGGGUGAGGAAGAUGAGCGCCCACACCGUGUCCUCCCUGGGUCUAGCUGGACCAGUGCUGGUGACCCACAGCACCCAGAGCCCCAGUGCGCCCUCUGGGACCCUCAACGAGUACAGGGAGGUGCCCCCCAGCCUUCCCAAAGGAGCAGCCCCCCCGGUGCCCACUGCCAAGGACUCCGACUCCGACUCUGACUAUGAACACUACGACUUCAGCAGCAAGCCCCCCGUGGCCCUCUCCACCUUCUACAACUCCCUGCGCCGGCAGCCUGGGGAGCAGCAGCUCCUGCUGAAGACCACCCAGGAGGGGCUGGAGCUGGUCCCUGCAGAAGUGCCACCCAGGCUGGGCCCGCUGUCCUGUGGCAGCUCCUCCACUUCUUCCUCCUCCUUUUCCUCCUCCUCCUCCUCCACUGAGCCCUAUUGCAACGACACAGAGCCCACCAUGCAGUCCCCCACCCAUGGCAUCCAUGGCACCCACCAGCUGACAGCACCCACCACUGACUGCCCUGGCACAGGCUGCUCAGCUCCAUCCUGUCCCUCGAGGGGACAUGAGAGGGACCCUGACUCUUCGGAUGGCAGUGACUACGAUGACAUCCAGGGCUCUGCCUGCUGA